UAACGCAUCCACCCCAUUUUCGAGUCAAGGAAAAGGGGAAGGUACCAGGGCACCAGACUCCCCACAGUGUCCAUGUUUCUUCUGUCAUGUCUAUGCGUAUCUGAGCGUACUACCCACCGCAACCAACCAGCAAAUCAAGGCCGGAACUAGGAUCUAUCUAUUUACCACAGGACUGUCAGGAACGGUUAUAGACGUAAAGGUUUGUCCUAUUCGUCAUCAUGUUCUGAGAAAAAUCAUCUCAUCAUUCCAGGUUUUGAAAAUCCAACUCAAACUGAAAAACAUUUCCACGUUGAUGAACCAAGCGUCGGUCAUGUUCUGCACCUGACCAGCAGUAGCCUCUAUUCUCGGCACGGACUGUUACCACGACGGCAACUUUUAGAAGAAGUUAAACCCUCUCAUUGACUGAGUGGAGGGAAAAGCGAAAUCUUUAAUCGAAUAAAGUUUUUCCGUUUCUUCACAUUUUUAUCUGCAUUACAAAGGCGAAACGGCGACUUCCAUUGAUUACCCGUCUUUCCUUUGCUAUCCGAUGGAUAUUCACUGCAAAGUAGACCCGUUCUCAGCGAUGCACCGGCACGGCGGUGUGAACCAGCUAGGCGGGGUGUUUGUCAACGGCAGACCCCUACCUGACGUGGUGAGGACAAGAAUCGUAGAACUCGCGCACCAAGGAGUGAGACCCUGUGACAUUUCGAGACAACUACGGGUCAGCCACGGCUGUGUCAGCAAAAUACUGGGCAGAUACUACGAGACCGGAAGUAUAAAGCCAGGAGUUAUUGGUGGGUCCAAACCGAAAGUGGCGACUCCAAAGGUUGUGGAUAAAAUAGCGGACUACAAGCGCCAGAAUCCGACCAUGUUCGCGUGGGAAAUCAGAGACAGACUGUUAGCUGAGGGCGUCUGUGACAACGACACGGUUCCAAGCGUCUCGUCCAUUAACAGGAUAAUACGAACAAAAGUCCAGCAGCCUUUCCACCCGUCUCCAGAUGGAACAUCCCUGUCUGCCCCAGGCCACACCAUGGUUCCGAGCCAGGCCUCUCCACCUGUAACAAGCCCUUCCAACGACCCUGUGGGGUCCUACUCCAUCAACGGCAUCCUGGGUAUUCCCCGGUCAAACGGCGAGAAGAGGAAACGAGAUGAAGAUGGUUCAGAUGGGUCUGGCCCAAACACUGAUUCUCAGGUUAGUGUGGACAGUUUACGGAAGCACCUGCGGGCCGAUGCUUUCACUCAGCAGCAGCUGGAAGCUUUGGACCGGGUCUUUGAACGCCCGUCGUACCCCGACGUCUUCCCGACCUCGGAGCACAUCAAACCGGAACAGGCUAACGAGUACUCCCACUCCCACUCCCUGUCCUCCCUGAAUCCUGGUCUGGACGGCGAGGUCAAACCCAGCCUGUCCUCCAGCAGUAACCAGAACCUGGGCCCCAGUGUCUCUGUGACGCAGAGCUACUCUGUAGGUCGAGACAUGGCCAACACAACCCUACCAGGUUAUCCCCCUCACGUACCCCCCACCGGCCAAGGCAGCUACCCCACCUCAACACUGGCCGGAAUGGUUCCUGGGAGUGAGUUUACAGGAAACCCUUACAGUCAUCCACAGUACACGACCUACAACGAGGCAUGGCGGUUCAGCAACCCAGCAUUACUAAUGCCACAUCCAGAGGUUCCGGACCACCUACUGCUGCCACGGCCUAUGACCGCCACUAGUUACCAUGGAAACCAAAUCAACCACCACCACCACCACCUACACCAUGACUACAACCAUGGCUUCGGCAGCGUCCAUGUUGCCCCGGUGUGAACAGAGGGCAUGAGGGGAUACCGUUAAGACAGCUAACAGGCAGCUCCAUUUCCUGUAUAUCACACUACUACACACAACAGAAGAAGAACGGUCCUCCUGGAUACCACACUACUACACACAACAGAAGAAGAACGGUCCUCCUGGAUACCACACUACUACACACAACAGAAGAAGAACGGUCCUCCUGGAUACCACACUACUACACACAACAGAAGAAGAACGGUCCUCCUGGAUACCACACUACUACACACAACAGAAGAAGAACGGUCCUCCUGGAUACCACACUACUACACACAACAGAAGAAGAACGGUCCUCCUGGAUACCACACUACUACACACAACAGAAGAAGAACGGUCCUCCUGGAUACCACACUACUACACACAACAGAAGAAGAACGGUCCUCCUGGAUACCACACUACUACACACAACAGAAAAAUACCUGAUCGUUCGGGAUACCAUGCAGACAACUUCCCAUCAACCAUGAAUUUGGAUACUUUCAAAGUAGUGUAAAAUGUAAAAUUCUUCGUUCUGAUCUGCGUGACUGUACAUUACCACUAGAGACUUUGAAAGACUAUAUAUACGUGAUACUACUGAGGUGACUGAGGUAAAAAAAAAAAAAAAAAAACUACAAGUUUUGAAAAUGAAAAGGAGGAAUUUGUAUCUUUUCCUUUUUUGUAAUGGUCCUCCGUUUGUUUUUCCUCCUUCGUGGAUCAAAACGUUACAUUACUUGACUGAUCUGUCGGCUGACGGAGGAACCCGUCCUGAGCUGAGAGUCCAGUACAGUAUAGUAGCAGGCUGUUGUUCCCCUUCCUUCUGCAUCGGUGUGAACCAUCUACUCUACGGGCAGUGCAAUGAGAUCAAAGCUAAAGACAUUGGCGUCGAUGCGACUAAGGCUGCCGCAGCUUGGUUCCACUCCUCUAUAACAAACAAACGUACAGUCAUUUUUGUAACCAACCAAACGUUCAAGCAUGAUUAAAUGAAUCAGUUGCUUUUUUUGAUGAUGAUACCAGGAGCAGAUUAUAAGGCGGUGUUCUCUGUGAUACACAAUCAGACGGGGGAAAAUGGAAAGUCAACAAGAAAACGCUGAAUUGAUAAAUGAGAAGGACAUUGUGACAUACUGUGGACUUCUAAUUUACAAGUUUUAAAAAUAAAAAAAAACCUAGUAAAUAUAUUCUUAAAGAUUUUUUUAUUUUGUUUUUAUAAUUGUUAUUGACAUCUUAAUGAAUUGCAAAUAAUAUGCUUGACUUUUUGUUGUUAUCAUUUUUAUUUGUCAGGAUACUAGAAAUAAUCAGGCAGAAUCUAUUUUGUAUUUGUUUUUAAUUUUGCACUAUUUUUGAGUUUUGACACACUGGGAGCGCUAUUAUGCAGACUUUGACCUGGAGGUUUGACACACUGGGAGCGCUAUUAUGCAGACUUUGACCUGGAGGUUUGACACACUGGGAGCGCUAUUAUGCAGGCGUUUGAACCUGGAUGCCUAUUUGUCUUGUUUUACAGUAUGUUAUUACGUUGAAGAACCGUUCCAAGGAAGAAGAAACGUGUAACCAUGACUUCAUCGUGACAUCAUCGUGACAUCAUCACGACAUCAUCACGACUUCAUCGUGACAUCAUCAUGACAUCAUCGCGACAUCAUCACGACUUCAUCGUGACUUCAUCACGACAUCAUCACGACAUCAUCGUGACUUCAUCACGACAUCAUCACGACUUCAUCGUGACUUCAUCGCGACAUCAUCACGACAUCAUCACGACUUCAUCGUGACUUCAUCGCGACAUCAUCAUGACAUCAUCACGACAUCAUCACGACUUCAUCGUGACAUCAUCACGACUUCAUCGUGACAUCAUCAUGACAUCAUCACGACAUCAUCACGACUUCAUCGUGACCUUUUGGUCUGGAGAGGCACUUCAGACGUCGUUGCUUUCUGUUGACCGUUUCAUUGACUUCCCAGUAGCAUUAUGUCUGGAGACGCUUCGGUAACACUACUGCAAUUCCCCAGUUUGACUCUACCUUAUGUAGUACGCUUACUAUCCACACAUACUCAACCCGGGAAGUUAGCUCGCUAGCGUUUUAAGGUUGAACCUAAGUCUUUGGCAUGAAGAUAUAGCAUAACAUUUGCUCAAUGAACUAUUUUUCUUUGACUAACUAAUUAAAUCAUUAAUAGUCAAGUAUAAUGGUUAUUGCUUGCAUCCUGCAUGGCACCCUAUUCCCUUUAUAGUGCACUACUUUUGACCAGAAGUAGUGCACUACGUAGGGAAUAGGGUUCCAUUUGAUACGCAGAAUAGUAUAGUUAGUAUAGUCAUUUAAUUCUGAUGUCGCCCUCGUCACAUAAUGAUGUGUCAACAAAAUUUUCAACUUAAAAGCAAAGGCAAAGAUUUCAGUUUAAAUGCCUUAAUCAUAUGCAGGUUGUUGUUUUGUUUAUGUUUUGUCAAGGUUUCAACUUCCUAUAUAUAUUUUUUCUUUUAGUUUUGUCAUAUAAAACGUCAUGUGACUUAUCCAGUUGGUUUGUCUUGAAAUCACACCGGUAACACCGACCUGGCUGGAAGAAUGGGAGAAAAAAAACGUGAUUAAACAUUACCUUACAUCGUUUAACUGUCAAGUGAAUGUAUUUUUUUACCACAUUUGCCAAAGACUUUAGUUCUUGUUCUUGUUUCUUCUAUUUACAGCCUGCAUACGUCUGCAUUGUGAGAGCAGUAUUAUAGGGAGAAAACACACACAAAUUGUCCGUUGAUGAAAGCACAUGUAUCAAUUCUAUGCAGAGCAGAGAACGGUCGUCAUUAUUAUGCAUAUUUAGCUGUAAAAACCCAUAGGAAGGUGAUUGAAUUUAUUUAAUGUUAUGUUAUUUACAAAACUGUUGAUUUAUUUGUAGAAUAAUUUGUGUAUAAUGUGAAAACACUUGACUUUCACUCUGUAAAUACAGUCAAAUAAUAUGUACAUCUCUGAUCAUCCGUGUUAUGCCCUCUCGUCCACUGGAGUCUCACUGGUACAGUUCAACAAUAAAGUGUCUAAAG
Messenger RNA from Oncorhynchus masou masou (cherry salmon), 4787 nucleotides. RefSeq names its product paired box protein Pax-2a-like. Gene Ontology annotation, biological process: anatomical structure development; regulation of transcription by RNA polymerase II. NCBI's taxonomy places the organism in Eukaryota, Metazoa, Chordata, Actinopteri, Salmoniformes, Salmonidae. Bases 527 to 1783 code for a protein of 418 amino acids. The record is from RefSeq and is a predicted model, not a curated record. The transcript has 10 exons. Gene Ontology annotation, molecular function: RNA polymerase II cis-regulatory region sequence-specific DNA binding; DNA-binding transcription factor activity, RNA polymerase II-specific.